Molecule: messenger RNA, 2884 nt
Organism: Oncorhynchus keta (chum salmon)
Lineage: Eukaryota; Metazoa; Chordata; Actinopteri; Salmoniformes; Salmonidae
Gene: ccdc71
Product: coiled-coil domain containing 71
Exons: 2
Coding region: 212-1147 (311 amino acids)
Source: RefSeq, a predicted model, not a curated record
GGGCUUUCAUUCCAUCCAGGUUCAUUUUUCCCCCCAUCUAAAGCCCCGCCUCUUGUAACUGACUGUCAAUUCGCACCACUGUUGUUGCAGCCAUUUUAAUCUACACUUCAGUUGUAACUACACCGACGGAUGCUUGCUUAGGACCGUAGGAAGGGUGAAGAGAAAGACUGACUUCAGGAGCUCUCAAUGGUUUCAUCUGAAGGCAGAUGUCAUGAAUUACACAGAACCGGUUGUGGAGAAGGCCGUCAACUCCUGGUCCAGAAUAGCCUCAGCGGGACAGACUGUCCUUUUCGAGGCAUUACAGAUCCUAAACCCUAUGUCGAAAGAUCUUUCAGACACCGAGGAACUGGUAUCCUUUCUGCAAGGACUUAAGGAAGAGGGCCAUAAGCCCAAAGUGCUACGAAGCAAAGAUGUGUACGGUUACAGGUCAUGUACAGCGAAAACCCUCCCGGAAGACAUGUGCUCUAUGGACGUAGCCAGCAAGGGUCCAGGGGCAGGCAAGAAGAGGGGACGGAAGAGUAAGAAAAGAAAGAAAAAAAAGGAGUGUAACAAUUACGCAUCGUGGAGUAGUGCAAGUGCAUCAGAAUCUCACAAGAGAUCGGUCUUUUCCAGACCUCCGAUUCUGACUAUACAUCCUGCCCAGCUGCAGCAGCAGUACCUGAAGCUAACGAACAUUACAGGUUUAAUGAGAGGUCACACUGCGAGAAUGCAGAUUCACUCUCAACCUCCAACACUUUCAGGAAUACCGUUACUGCCGUCGCCGAACACGGGUAGAACACCUAAAGCUGUGGCCAUGGUCGGUCAAAGGUACUCCUGUCCGGAAUGGAACAGAGCCCUUGUCGGAGAUUCUGCCCCCGUGAUCUAUCAGAACGGCCGAGGAGUUUACAACUACAAGACUGACGUGUCAAACCACAGACGGUCCUGGACGGAUGACCAAUCUCUGUGGAUGAUGAACCGUCAGGAGGAGUGUCGGCUGGACGAGAACAGUUUGAGGUGGAAGGUGAUCAAAGUGGACGAUUGCGUCACGGUUGAGGAACUGAGGAGGAAGGCCCAGAGGAUCUUGCAGGUGAACCUGUCCCCUGUGAUACAGAUACGCCCGCUGUAUGAAACUCUAGCUGAAUACCAGCGUGAACGAUAUCUCCAGUAACUUCUUGGUUUGGGCCUAGCUAGCCUAGGGUCCAUUUUGCAACGAGGCUUAGCGAAGUCCACAGAGGUCUUUCUUUACUGUUGAAGCCAGAGGAAAAAAAACACCAGGAAGGCGUCAUCUGACUGACAACAGUAAAGUACAUUCCUUGAGCAGAGACGGGGUGGUAUGAUGUCACGACUACCGCGUCAACAAGACUGAAGGGCCUAACGUCGAUCAGAAGUCAUACACGGUGCUGAUUUCAGACACUCAAGCAUAGACAUUGCUGGUCAGAAUGUAAAUUUGUAUUUUUGUUUUAACCAGCUUCUGUUUUGUACACUUCUGUUUUGUACACUUCUGUUUUGUACACUUCUGUUUUGUACACUUCUGUUUUGUACACUUGAGGAUGGACUGAUAGACUUGGUAAGCAGUGUCACGGCACACUGUAAGGAUACAUUUGUGGUUUGUUGCAAGAAUUUUUUUAGGUACAGUCUACAUGACAAUUUUUAAAACAAUUUUGGUCCCCUGAAAUUGUUGUAAAUGGGCAACCUUGUUUUUAGGGUUAUUGUUUUACAGCUUGAUUUGUAGGUCUUCCUGUGGUUGGCCUACUGAGCCAUUAUCCCUUUAAUCUACUUUUGUGUUUCCUCUUUUAGGGAGUUUGAACUUUCGACAGCCUCAAAAUGUUUGCUGAAAGUAAGCACUUAAAUUGUAACAAUUCCAUUUGCAGGGCAGAGUUAAAAUGGCCUUAUUCUUUUCAGUAAACCUAACCCUUUUUGUAGUGACAGAUUUUUAUUUUCUCUGAGUAAAGAAUUUGAAACCACCCUAUUCUUGUAUUAUAAUUUUUUAAACCUUGAUUUUGCCAAACUUUCCCAACGUCAUCCGUUUUGAAAAAGAAAACCGAUAUUAACUUUGACUCUGUCGUAGAUCGGGUGCAAACUGCCCAUCGGUGCUAACUGGUAAUCGGUGAAAAAUGCAUAGUAAACUAAAUCUGUCCGGUUUUGUGUAGAAGUUGCCACAGUGUUUUGUGAUCUUUCAUUAGUUCAGUUGACUGGUUUCUGAUGCGCUUCUUCAACGUUGUAUUGUAGUGGCACAGUCAAUCAAGGGUACUUCACAGGGACUGUUAUCGGCACGUCCCAAACGGCACCAUAUUCCCUUUACACUAGUAUAGGGAAUAGGGUCCAAUUUGAGACUCGCCCUUCAUGUUGGUUUAACCUCUCUUACUGUUUUUUUUUUGUUUUUGUUGUGCCAAACAUGUCGUUGGUGCUCUCUGAUAGGCCACAUGAUACGAUUCACUGUUCUGAUUGGAUUAGCUGCCUCUUCAUCCCGCCUCAACUCUGGAUUUAAUUGGUGCAUCGUUUUUUUUUGUUGCCAAUUUCACCAUCCCAGAAGUUGCAAAAAUUUUUAGGCCAAAACUACAGUCUAAUUUUAAUUAAGGAACUGGUUAAGUUGAAGGAUUUUUGUCAGGUUUAUUGUAAGGGAAAGUGAAGAGUUUUUUUUUUUCUCGAAUUGCUUGAAUCGUCAUGUUGUAGCCCAAAAUCGGGGCCUUUUUUAAAUAUAUCAAAUAUAAUUUUAAAUGGAUCAUUUGUUGCCAUAUGCUGAAAAUACCAUACAUAUUACUGACUGGUUGUGUUCAAGCCAGGGACCAACCAGGGGAAGUUAAUAAGAGCAGAUUGGUAAGGCUGUAACAUGUGUUUUCACCCCUUAUUAUUCAUCUUGAUUUCAUUGUACCGGUAUGAAAUAAAAUCACAAGGUGAGCACGGC